AUGGGAGGAUGUCUCAGUUUGUGUACAUUGGGCGGAGGUCAAAACCCCAACAUGGUUACGAUAUGGGUCAUGAAAGAAUAUAAAGUGCAUUCUUCUUGGACUAAAUUCUUUGUUCCACCUCUUGAUGACUUUCCUUAUGACUCAUUUGCCCCGAUGUGCUUUACUAAAGGUGUAGAUCUUUUGGGAUCAAGUUUAUGUGGAAGAUUAGUCCGGUUUAAUGGCAAGGGAGAACUGAGUGAGCGUCGUGAAUGUAGAGCAUGCAAUGGAAUAUGUGGAAUACUAAUGCAUUAUAAUAUUUAUAGAGAGAGUCUACUAUCACUUCCUGGUGACUUUGCUAAAGUUGAGGAAGAAGCAACAGAAAAUGAGAAGUCAAUUGAAGAUCAUGUAGCAAGAGAAGACGAGGAAGCAGCCGUAGAUGAAGAAAAAUAA
This is a messenger RNA of Lotus japonicus, 429 nucleotides long. RefSeq lists its product as uncharacterized. The record is from RefSeq and is a predicted model, not a curated record. The coding region runs from base 1 to 429 and encodes 142 amino acids. The transcript has a single exon. NCBI's taxonomy places the organism in Eukaryota, Viridiplantae, Streptophyta, Magnoliopsida, Fabales, Fabaceae.